Molecule: messenger RNA, 7967 nt
Organism: Meriones unguiculatus (Mongolian gerbil)
Lineage: Eukaryota; Metazoa; Chordata; Mammalia; Rodentia; Muridae
Gene: Gk5
Product: glycerol kinase 5
Exons: 16
Coding region: 103-1707 (534 amino acids)
Biological process (GO): glycerol-3-phosphate biosynthetic process; triglyceride metabolic process; glycerol metabolic process
Cellular component (GO): mitochondrion
Molecular function (GO): glycerol kinase activity
Source: RefSeq, a predicted model, not a curated record
CGGCGGGGGCGGUGUACGGGCCGCGCGCGCGCUCCGCCCGGGCUUCGGCGUUUAUAGCUCGGCGCUGGCCGGCCCGUGGCGCCUGCCGUGCGUGGGGUCGCGAUGUCAGGGCUGCAGCCGGGUGCGGAGCGGCGGCGUGAGGAGCCGAGCGCGCCGGCCCCGCCGGCCUCUCGCUUCGUGCUGGGGCUGGACGUGGGCAGCACGGUGAUCCGCUGCCACGUCUAUGACCGGACGGCGCGGGUCCGAGGCUCCAGCGCGCAGAAGGUAGAAAAUAUUUACCCUCAACCUGGCUGGGUUGAAAUCGAUCCUGAUUCUCUCUGGGCUCAGUUUGUUGCUGUAAUAAAAGAUGCUGUCAAAGCGGCAGGAGUGCAGAUGAACCAAAUUGUCGGUCUCGGCAUCUCAACGCAGAGAGCCACUUUUAUCACGUGGGACAAGAAAACAGGACAUCAUUUUCACAAUUUCAUUAGUUGGCAAGACCUAAGGGCAGCUGAACUUGUAAAGUCCUGGAAUAAUUCUCUUAUAAUAAAGCUCCUGCAUGGUACCUGCCGAGUCCUUCACUUUUUCAGUAGAAGUAAGCUAAUGUUAACAAUCAGCCGCUUCAGGUUCACCACCCAGCAUGUCACCUUAAGACUGGUCUGGAUUCUACAGAACCUGUCUAAGGUGCAAAGGGCAGUUGAAGAGGACAAUUGCUGCUUUGGGACUGUUGACACCUGGCUGUUACACAAGCUCACAAAAGGUUCUUCAUAUGCCACAGAUUAUUCAAACGCCAGUACAACUGGAUUUUUUAAUCCAUUUGAGAUGUGUUGGAGCAAGCUCUUAGCCACUAUAGUUUCCAUACCUAUCUCCAUCCUGCCGCCCGUGAAGGAUACAAGCCAUAAUUUUGGGACAGUGGAUGAAGAGAUAUUCGGCGUGCCUAUACCAGUUGUUGCCUUGGUUGGUGACCAGCAGUCGGCCAUGUUUGGAGAGUGCUGCUUCCAGACAGGAGAUGUGAAACUAACCAUGGGAACCGGGACGUUUUUGGAUAUUAAUACUGGAAACAGCCCUCAGCAUACUAAUGGAGGCUUUUAUCCGUUAAUUGGAUGGAAGAUUGGGCAAGAAGUUGUGUUUUUGGCUGAAGGCAAUGCAGGAGACACGGGUACUGCUAUCAUAUGGGCUCAAAAGUUAGAUCUUUUCACGGAUGCUGCGGAGACUGAGAAAAUGGCCUUGAGUCUGGAAGAUUCUGAAGGGGUUUAUUUUGUUCCAUCUUUUAGUGGAUUGCAGGCCCCAUUAAAUGACCCCUGCGCUUGUGCCUCUUUUAUGGGUUUGAAGCACUCCACUAGUAAAUUCCAUCUUGUCCGAGCAAUACUGGAGUCGAUAGCCUUCAGGAACAAGCAGUUAUAUGAUAUGCUGCAGAGGGAGAUCCAGAUUCCAAUCACGAAUAUCCGGGCGGAUGGAGGCGUCUGUAACAACGCUUUUGUCAUGCAGAUGACUUCAGACCUGAUUAAUGAGAAUAUAGACAGGCCUGCCCACUUCGACAUGUCCUGCUUGGGGGCAGCCACCCUGGCUGGCCUAGCUGUGGGAUUCUGGGCUGACAAGGAAGAGCUACAGAAGCUGAGGCAGAGUGAGAUGGUUUUCAGGCCUCAGAAGAAGUGCCAGGAAUACAAAGUGAAUAUGGAAAACUGGGUGAGAGCCGUGAAGCGCUCCAUGAACUGGUACAGCAAGGCGUAAGGCUGAGGAGCCGCUGACAGGAUGUGCCCAGGGAGAGGCCCAGCGCUGACACCCCGACCGUGACCGAGAGAAGAUUCACAACGAGCUUCAAGCCUCUCAAGCCGAGAGAAGUGGUGUUGCUCCUUUUCAAAAACUCUCUCUCUCUCACACACACACACACAAAAUACUUUUUUUAUACAAAUCUUAGUGAAAUGUUUAGGCUGCGAUACCUCAAAAUUGUGUCUCCUUUCUUCCAGCAGUCUCCGAAGGACACUGUCCACUCCCAAAGCACUUUGAUAGUUGUGAGCCCUCCUCUGUUUUUGUUUUUUUUAAUACAGGGUCAGUGGCAGACAGGCCACAGUAAUUCAGCCUCUGAGAGCCUCUGGUUCUGCAUCAGACACCAUCACAUUUUGUUAGAAAUUAAGAACAAUUUUUCUUACAUUUCAAACGAAGUGGACUAUUUGAAAUCCAGAGUGCUAAAAAGGAGGACUAACUGAGAAAAUGUUUUCAUAUGAGCUCUUUAUGCCGCUCCGAGAGGGGCUCAUUAGCACUUUCCUUUGUUGAGCGUGAAGAUGCGGCCUCCAUUCUUCUAACGGUUGUUUUGUUACUGUUGUCGAGGCAACGGCGCCACUGUGCAGCCCAGGCUGCCUGGAAACAUGAGAGUCUCCUGCCUCAGCCCCUCGGAUUGUGGGAUUGUAGGUGUGCGGCUGCGUGCCUUGCUGAGGACUCCUCCUUCACCGAGGAAUGAGUUUUAGCUUGUGGUUAGUGAGCCUGGGUCUGGUAGCAAAUAUCGAGACUUUCAAGGCUGAGGCCAGAGGAGUGUAAGCGUAAGCGUGAAGGCUGUCUGAGCAAUGUGGGGAGUUCCAGGCAAUCUGGGCACAAUAGUGAAGCCCUGUCUUUAAAAAUACCUUUUGUUUUGUUUGAAAAAAGAUCUUAAUGUCUAACCCGUGCUGGUUUCUGACUCUUGAGCCUCCUGCUUUAAUCUCCAGAGUUGUGUGUAGCGGUCUAUUUUUAUAAAGUGCAAGAAGAUUUACAUCAACUUUAUCUUUUUUGUUGAAAUUCUUGCAUAAAUGUCUCUUUAAAAAAAAAAACCUACUUGACAGAGUUUAAAUUAUUAUUAGGUUUUGUUGUUUUGUUUUGUUUUGUUUUUUGGGAACAGAGUCCAUUAUAUAGCUCAGGCUGGCCUAAAACUCCAAGUCCUCUUUUCUCAGUCUCCCGAGGAGCUAGGCUUGUAGGCAUGUGCCACACUUAGCAUCAGAGUUUACUGUGAAGUGCCCUAGAUUAUCGGUAACUUAAGAAUUGCCUUCAUGGGUCACUUGAUGUGUCUUUUGGAGUUUGUCUGUCCCGCUCGCUUUUGAGGGUUGGCAGGGGCUGGCUGAUGAAGUAAUGGACUGUGUGCUUGGUAAUGAUUGCCGUAAGCCAGUCUGCCGCUGAGCCAGAGUCCCUCCUUAUGAAGCAUUGCUGUCCCUGGAAGACUGGAGGGGUACACUCAGAGCCUCUGGCUGGGGUAAAUUGUCCAAGAGCGGUUGCUGGUGCUCCGUCCUGUUCGACAUCACUCGCCCCUCUCUCCAGGGGAAUUUGGAUUUUCUUGAGUGUGAAUGAACUUGUUCCCAUCUUGGUCAAUAUCACAUAAAAGUGCUACCACUGUAGAGCCAUCUACUUCAUAAUUAUGUUACUGAAGGAACAACUGGCAGAGGGAAUGUUGCUGCUGCUGUCAUAUGUCCAUUUGGGAGUCAGUCAUGCGAGAAUGAAUAGGUACAUUGAGCUUUCUGCAAAUUAUUUUCCUGAGUUCCCAGUGUCUUCAGUCGUUAAAAAAAAAAAAAAAAGUUUCUUAAUGGAAACAUUGUAGCAAACAUGUAGCAUCUUUGGCUCUAUUAACUUUGGAGAGUGAAGACGGCUCAGCAGGCAAAGGCCCUUGUCAUACAAGCUUGCUGACCUGAAUCCAGUCCCCGGAAGAAAUCCAUGUAACAGUGAAGGAGGAAAGCUGCAGAGUUUUCUUAUGACCUCCACAUGUGCAUGGUGUUGUGUGCACAUCCCCCAAAAUAAUAAAAACUCUAAAAAAUUUGGAAAUAUUUUUGUUAGAGGCAUUUUUGUUUACUGCAACAAAUCAGAACUCACGUAGAUAAUAUCUUACUCUUCUACAGCAUUUUUACACAGCUUUGUGGCCAAUUACAGGUUCUCCCGUCAUGUGAAAGCUGCUUAUUUGAAUGUUUUGUAUAGGUUCUGCUGAUAGGUAUGAUUUCAGGAAGUAAUUCUGUCCUUUUGUCUUAGGGCAGACUGAAUUGUGAUGUUAAUUACUAAAAGUGCCAUUUGCCAUUUCUUCCCUAUGCUCUUCCUAAUAUACAACUUCAGAGAAAAGGAUAAAUACCUUUUAGAUAAUGUUAAAAACAGCUAAUAUCUCAUUCAAAUUGAGUGUCUUUUAUAAGAUCAGUGACUCUUUUUCCUCCUCCUCCUCUUCCUCCUCCUCCUCCUCCUCUUCCUCCUCCUCUUCUUCUUCUCCUUCUGUGGAUCUAGAAGCUAACCUUUUGCUUUUUGGCAUUUCUGGCCAAUUUUAAUGACAGGGCUUAGUGACUCUUGUAAGAGUUAAGUAAAAUCAGAAAUAUGUCAUUUGCUUUUUUGGUUGUAGAAACAGUUGCUAAUCAAAAGCAAUGGAAGAAAAUCAUCCCUUCAUCUGCCUUUUGAAAAUAAUUUUAAUAUGCUAAUAUUUCUUAGCAUAUUUUCUUUUCCCAUUAUAGACCUACCAGGCAUUUUAAGGGGUUGCCAGCAACCUCGGGACAGUGUUCCUUUGCAGCCUGUACUAAAGUGGUACUAAUUGCUUUAUCUAUGACUUACUGACCUUCAGAUCUCUUGUGUUAUCAGUGGUAUGGUUCAUCAGUUUCAGCAUUGAUCUUUGUUUUUGUGAUAUGGUCUCAGGGUGUAGCCCUGGCUGUCCUGGAACUCACUCUUCAGACCAGGCUGUCCCACACUCACAAAGCUCUGCCUGCCUCUGCCUCCUGAGUGCUGGGGUUAAAGAUGUGCCUCCGUACCUUGCAACAUAAACAUUUUGAACUGGAUCUGUCUUUGCUUUGGGGUGCUGUGCUGGAUACAGUAGGAUGCUUGGCAGUCCCUGACCUCCACUGUUCAGCAUUUCCCUGCUUUUUAUGGUUCCAAAAUGCCUGCCAACAUUGGCCAUCCCAGGAGGCAAGAAAUCAUUGUCAUUGGAGAACCACUGCCAGCUCUUUGAUACUGGCUAUUAGAAGAAAAAUGAAGAUUUUUCUUCAUUUUUAACAUUUACAAUAUUCUCUUCAUUGUUUUCCCCUAGGAAAUUAUUUUUUUUGGGGGGAGGGUAUAUGUCAAUUCAGGUUGCUUUUUUUUUUUCAAUUUAGCUUUAUUUUAUUUUCUAUAAUUUAUUCAGUUUCCAUCCUGAUUGUAGCCCCCUCCCUUGUCUCCCCUGGGUUCCACCCUCCCUCUUCCCACCAGUCCCCUCCUUCAGUUCUCAGAAAGGGGGAUCCCUCCUCCCCUACCAUCUGACCCUAGCCUAUCAAGUCUCAUUAGGACUGCCUGCAUCCUUUUCCUCUGUGGCUUGGCAAGACUCUCCACUAGGGGGAAGUGAUCAAAGAGCAGGCAACAGAGUCCAUGUCAGAGACAGCCCCUGCUCCGUUACUAGGGAACACACAUGGAGAUUGUGCUGCCUGUCAGCCACAUUUACUGGUGCUUUCUCAGACAAUUGGGAAUAGUGCUAGCUCAAGACCCAGCUGUAUCACUCCUGGGCAUACACCCAAAAGAUGCUUCACCAUACAAAAAGGACAUUUGCUCAACCAUGUUCAUAGCAGCUUUAUUCAUAGUAGUCAGAAACUGGAAAUAACCUAGAUGUACCUCAACCAGAGAAUGGAUAAAGAAACUGGUACAUUCAUGCAAUGGGAUAUUACUCAGCUAUUAAAAAUAAGGAAAUCAUGAAAUUUGCAGGCAAACAGAUGGAAGUAGAAAAGAUCAUCCUGAGUGAGAUAACCAGAACCAGGAAAUGAAUUUUUAACAACAAAAAAAUAGGUAGUAUCCUAAAAUACAGUUUCGGUUUUGCUGGAUAGUGAAGAAAAAGUAUUGGUUGCUUGUGAUCUCACCUCUCUGGAUGGAUCAAACCUAGAGCCUUGAGCCUGGUAGUCAACUAUUCUACUACUGAACUAUAUCCCAGCCUAUAUGUCUCCUCUAACAGAUUCUUCUAUACCUCAGCUCUACCCCUGUGUGGUCAUACUUAGUGGGUAUUUGGUAUGGCGGAUAUAUUUUGGAGACUAUCUGUCCCUACCCGUUUUUUUGAGACAGGGUCUUACUCUGUAGCCUAGGUUGGCCCAGAACUCAUGGUAGUGCUCCUGCCUCAGCCUCCUGGGUGCUGGGAUUACAGACAUGAAUCACCAAGCCUUUGCUUCACUUUCAUCGCUGAACUAGGAAAGGAUCACUGUCCCAAACCCUGACUAGAUUUGGCGCUUCCUGAAGCUGAAGCCAUGUUUGCUCCUCCCAGAACUUAACACUGUGCCUUCAUGUUUAUGGAUGGGUUUUUACUUCGCAUUUGUCCUUGAUCUUACACUCAUUGAUAGUGUCUUAUGCUUGUGGAAAGGGUAGACAUUUACAGCUGGAGUCAUGAUGCUGAUUUUUUAAAAAAGUGUAUAUUUUCAAAUAUAUUUUUAUAGAGAUAUACAGCCAUAGGUACACAUGGGUGUAGCAGCUUCUAGUUGCUGGUCUGGGAAUUUACCCUGGAGUCUGGUUCAUGCUAAACAUGCCUAGCUACUUUUGACUUUUUAAGGUAUAGUUAAAACUUUUAUUCACAGGUUUUAUAUAUUAGACUGCAGAUAACUAACAUUGUAUUUUAAGAGUGCCUAAUACUCUGGUGCUAUAGAAAAAAAUCCCAGUAGUAGCCCCCUGAUUAGGCAAAACACAUAUACUGGGGACCUGUUGUGUUUUUGUUUUGUUUUGUUUUGUUUUGAGGGCUUUUGUUGUUGUUGUUUAGUUGGUUUGGUUUGGUUUUAUUCGAGACAGGGUCUCACUAUGUAACUAUGGCUGCCCCGGAACUCACUAUGUAGACCAAGCUAGGGUCAAACUCAGAGGUCUGCCUCCCAAGUGCUGAGAUUAAAUGUCCCCUGGAGCCACUUUGUUCUGUGCUGGAGACUAGAAUUAAUGUAAAAUAGUACAGCUCAAGAGGCUGGCAAGACUUUUACAGUUCUUUGAAGAGAGAUCACCACUACGCUUCAGAGUCCUCCAACUUUGAAUCUGUAGUCAUCCAGAAGUAUCUAUAGAAGGCUUGAAGGGAGUUUAGACUGUGCUUUUCAAAUAAGGGUAAGAAGUUUCAGACACUCCCUGAACCUUUAAGAUUUUCCUGAUUGGGAACCCAAAGCCUGAAGGAGGCUUCGGAAUUGGAUAGUUCUGAAGUUCUGUUAUUCUGUUCUUACAGCCUUUCUGCCCUUUGUAUUUUUCCUUCGUAUCUAGAUAGCUAUUGUGAUUGCUUAGGAAAAGCUGACAUAGGGAUUCCAGCUCAAACGGUUCUUAUGUUGGCAGGCAGCUCAGUGUGGUAGAGCUCAUGUCUAGUGUCUACAGGGCCCUAGGUUUGAUGCCCAGAACUAUAAAAUAGAAAGACAAAGUCUAUAUACCGAGCGGCUGUCCCACUUCACGAUUCAGACAUCAGUGUGUGAGCCACCCAGUUUCCCCAUGUCCUCUCUCCAGCGUUUAGUGGUGUUGAAUAUUAUUUCAUGUGCUUUUUGCUCCCUGCUUGCCAUCACCUUUUCAUUAUCUUUGUCAAGGUGCCAAUUGGAUUGUUUGCUAAACGAGCCAUAUCUUUAAAAAAAUUUUUGUAAAUAAAACCAGAUUUGGGAAGUCAUUAGGUAGGGCUUUUCAAAUCAUUUAAGGCAAAAUGUUAUAGGAUGUCUUAGCAUGUGCCCAGCAGAAGGGCUCUUCUGUGCUCAGCACUGCUCAUUACACAGCGCUGGGUGCAUACUGUGAAAAUAAAUAAAUAAAACAGUUUCAAAGGCAGCUGUACACUCAAGAUGUCCAGCAGUGUGUUCAGACAAAUACUUUGUAUAUAACACUCAUCAUGUUUUUAACUCUGUGCAAAACGGUAUGAUUUAUGUAAAGGUUCAGAAUGAUUUUGUUACAAAUUAAUUAGAAAAGGUGGAUAAAUACAGAUUUGAAUUUUCAUAUAUCGGUAAAUUUAUGAUCUUAUUUCUCUCAUUGUUAUGUCAGUUUUAUUAAAUAUUGAGACUGCCAUAAACCAUUUUAAAGAUCUUUAAUAAAAUCAAAGAUGAACACAGCAAUAGAAA